CACGACUUAACUUUUUUUGUACACACACGACGUACACACACAAAACACCAAGAGCUCAGUUCGGUACUUUUUAACGAGUGCUUGUCGCAAUAAACCGGAAACUCAACUCAAAACUCCACACAUUUUCGUCGGGAAUUCGUUCACACCACGGCCCGAGAAUCGCCUGGAAUUUACUUGCGGACACCGCCGCACUCAUGGUUGACCAAAGAGGCAGAUUGUCGUGAGAAGAGGAGGGUCAAGAUGGGACGAAAACUCGGACCGGAUUUUAAGAUGCCCCGUUUGGAUUUGAUACUGGUGGUGGUGCUUAUCAACACCGUGCUGCAGUGUACGACCGUUGUUCGAGCUUCGUGUGGGCCCGACACGUGUCUUAACGGUGGUGCCUGUGUCGCCAACCCUGGAAGUGUAUCCCAAUGCCAAUGUCCCGACACUCACUUUGGCGCUAGCUGCGAGUAUGACAACCCUUGCCGCCACAAUCGUUGCCUGAACGGAGGCACCUGCCAAAUAGUGGAGCCUACAGAUGGCGAUUCCCAGCCCACUUUCUCCUGCCUGUGCGACGUGGGCUGGACCAACUCCCUGUGUGAGCUGGAGUUGUCCAACGUCUGCAGGGACGAGCAGCCCUGCCAGAACGGCGGCCGCUGCAACCUGCGGGGCUCGGUGGACGACUACACCUGUGCAUGCAGUGAGGGCUUUACAGGAAGAAACUGUACCAUGACUGACCACUGCGUGGGGAACCCUUGCAAGAACGGGGCCACCUGCAACUCACACGCCACAGGCUACAACUGCAGCUGCACCAUCUACUACCGGGGCACGCACUGCGACAUCGACAUCAACGAGUGCACGGCCGAGGUGACGGCCUGCCACAACGGCGGCACCUGCGGGAAUCUGGUUGGCUCUUUCAUCUGUACCUGCUCGCAGGGCUACACGGGUCGGCGCUGCGAGUCCAUCUAUACCCCAUGCCGGCCCAAUCCCUGCCGGAACGGGGGCGAGUGCAACCCAUUGGGCAUGUACUCCCAUGAGUGCAUCUGUCCUGCAGGUUACACUGGGACUCAGUGCGAAACCAACAUCGACGAUUGCAUCAUGCAUCAGUGCACGAAUGGAGGAUUAUGCAUCGAUGGUAUUGACUCCUACACCUGCAGUUGCGCCCCGGAAUACACAGGCGAGCUUUGCACAGACGACGUGGACGAGUGCACGCUGCAGCCAAACCUGUGCAGGAAUGGCGCCACCUGCCGCAACAACGCCCCAGGCUACCAGUGCAUGUGCGUCUACGGCUUUGAGGGGGAUCACUGCGAGCACGAUGUGGACGCCUGUGAAACGACUCCUUGCGAAAAUGGCGCCACAUGUGAAGAUGCCGUGGCCAGCUUCAGGUGCAUCUGUGCUGCUGGCUACACUGGAUUGUAUUGUCAUCUUGAGGAUGCCUGCAUCAGCAGCCCCUGUGCUGCCUCAUCCACCUGUGACACCAACCCUGGCACCGGUGACGCUGUCUGUCACUGUCCCGGCGGUCUUACAGGGAGCGACUGCUCAAUUGAUAUCGACGAGUGCGAGUAUGGUUACACUGGGACUCAGUGCGAAACCAACAUCGACGAUUGCAUCAUGCAUCAGUGCACGAAUGGAGGAUUAUGCAUCGAUGGUAUUGACUCCUACACCUGCAGUUGCGCCCCGGAAUACACAGGCGAGCUUUGCACAGACGACGUGGACGAGUGCACGCUGCAGCCAAACCUGUGCAGGAAUGGCGCCACCUGCCGCAACAACGCCCCAGGCUACCAGUGCAUGUGCGUCUACGGCUUUGAGGGGGAUCACUGCGAGCACGAUGUGGACGCCUGUGAAACGACUCCUUGCGAAAAUGGCGCCACAUGUGAAGAUGCCGUGGCCAGCUUCAGGUGCAUCUGUGCUGCUGGCUACACUGGAUUGUAUUGUCAUCUUGAGGAUGCCUGCAUCAGCAGCCCCUGUGCUGCCUCAUCCACCUGUGACACCAACCCUGGCACCGGUGAUGCUGUCUGUCACUGUCCCGGCGGUCUUACAGGGAGCGACUGCUCAAUUGAUAUCGACGAGUGCGAGUAUGAUCCCUGCGAAAGUGGACAUGGCAGUGAGUGCGUCAAUACCGUGGGAGCUUUUUACUGCAACUGCGCACCCGGUUACAGCGGGUUGCGCUGUGAGGUGGACAUCGACGAGUGUGCAUCCACUCCUUGCGUCAAUGGGGGCACCUGCCUCAACCUGGCCGGGAUGUUCAAUUGCGUCUGUGUCAGAGGCUACACAGGUGUCUACUGCGAAACCGACAUCGAUGAGUGCGCGAGUAACCCUUGCCUAAACGACGGUUUCUGCCUGAACAAGGUGGGCCGGUAUCAGUGCAACUGUCUGGAAGGUUACACCGGGGCCCGCUGCGAGGCGAACAUCAAUGAGUGCCUCUCGGACCCCUGCCAGAACGGGGGAACGUGCCUAGACGGUGCCAAUCAGUACACAUGCAGUUGUCUACCAGGCUACACUGGCGUGGACUGCGAGACUGACUACGACGAUUGCCAGCACGACUCCUGCUUCAACGGCCGCUGCCAGGAUGCCCUCAACGGCUUCACCUGCAUCUGCAACUUGGGCUACGAGGGCCGGCUGUGCGAGAACCAGAUUGACGAGUGCCUGGACGAGCCCUGCCAGAACGGCGGGACCUGCAUCGGCCUGGUUGGGGCCUACCAGUGCGUCUGUGCCCCAGGGACCACUGGUGCCACUUGUUCCAUAAACACUUACGAGUGCUCGUCCAACCCAUGUCAGAAUGGUGGAUUGUGUAACGAUUUAAUCAACGGAUAUGAAUGCGAGUGUCUGGCAGGUUAUGAGGGACUACUCUGUGAGGUCAACAUAGACGAGUGUGCCUCCAACCCUUGCGCCAACGGGGGCACCUGCCACGACGACAUCAACAAGUUCAUCUGCACCUGCCCCUCGGGCUACCACGACGCCCUCUGCUUUUCAAGCAUUAACGAGUGUGAGAGCUCGCCCUGCUCAAACGGCGGCACCUGCCAGGACGGCGUCAAUGAGUACGCCUGCGAGUGCGUGCGGGGCUACGGCGGGCCCCGCUGCAAUGCCGACAUCGACGAGUGCGCCUCCAACCCCUGUCAGCACGGCGGCCGCUGCGCCAGCGGCCUGGACUACUACGUCUGCGAGUGUCCCGAGGGCUACGCGGGCACCAACUGCGAGAGCAACGUCGACGACUGCGUGGGGUACCCUUGCCGCAACAACGGGACCUGCAUCGACGCGGUCAACUCGUUUGAGUGCGUCUGCAUCCCGCCGUAUACCGGGGAGGUUUGCGAGGACCUGCUGCAACCUUGCGAGAACCACCGAUGUGAGAACGGUGCUACAUGCGAACCGUUCCCCAGUUACAAUGGAUACUCCUGCAGCUGUCCAAAUGGCUACACAGGUGAAUUCUGCAACCGAGAUAUUGACGAGUGCGGUGAGUACCCGCCCUGCCACAACGGUGCAAUCUGCAACAACACCUUUGGUUCCUAUGAGUGCAUCUGUCCCCCAGGAUUCGGCGGUCAGGACUGCAUAACCAACAUCGAUGAAUGCGAGUCUGACCCUUGCCAGAACGGCGCGGCCUGCUUUGACAAGACCAACGACUACACCUGCGCGUGCCUGCCGGGCUUUACGGGCAAGAACUGCGAGACGGACACAGACGAGUGUGAGUCCAUCCCGUGCCGGAACGGCGCCACCUGCCAUGACUACGUCUCCAGCUUCACCUGCGCCUGCACGCUGGGUUACAGCGGAGUCUACUGCCAGACCAACGACAUGGACUGCACUGAGAGCUCUUGUCUGUAUGGAGGUACAUGCAUCGAUGGAGUCAAUGAAUACACCUGUCACUGCACACCUGGCCACGUCGGCCCCAACUGCCAAUACCAGGUGGACGAGUGCAGCUCCAACCUCUGCCAGAACGGGGCCACCUGCGUGGACCAUACAGGCUACUACACCUGCAACUGUGUGCUGGGCUACCUUGGGGAGAACUGCCAGGAUCUGGUUGACUGGUGCAGCGCUGAAAUCAACCCCUGCUCCAAUGGGGCCACCUGCACGCAGACCGACAACCGGUAUACGUGCACAUGUGAGGGCGCCUGGGCCGGUUCCCUGUGCGACGUCCACCAAGUGUCCUGCGACGUCGCCGCGUCAGAAAAAGGCGUGACAGUAGAGAACCUGUGCCUCAAUGGCGGCACCUGCCAGACCCACGGCAACAGCCACAUAUGCCAGUGCCUGCCCGGUUUCCGGGGAAGCUACUGUGAGACCAACAUACGGGAGUGUGCGUCGGCGCCCUGUCAGAAUGGGGGGACCUGCCGUGACGGAGUUAAUGAGUACAGCUGUUCCUGUGUGGCAGGCUUUGAGGGACUGAACUGCGAGAACAACGUGGACGAGUGCGCCAGCUCUCCGUGCAUGCACGGCGGCGUCUGCCACGACCUGGUCAAUUCCUACAGCUGCUCCUGCAAGUCUGGCACUGAAGGCAUAAACUGCCAGAUCAACAACAACGACUGCUUCUCGGGGGCGUGCUUCCACGACGGCACCUGCCGGGACCUGAUCGGCAGCUUCACCUGCGACUGCCCGGCAGGCUACGUCGGCCAGCGCUGCGAGGGCGACAUCAACGAGUGUCUGAGCAUGCCCUGCCACCCGGCGGGAACCUCCAGCUGCAUCCAGAAAGUCAACGACUUUGAGUGCGUCUGCAAUCUGGGCUACGAAGGGCGGCAGUGUGAAACGCAGGUGCGCUACUGUGAUUCCAACCCUUGCCAGAAUGAAGGUACAUGCACCAUCACUAGGAGCGGAUUCCAUUGCCAGUGCACACAGGACUUUAAAGGGAACAUCUGCGGGGAACCGGUGACCAUGUGUGAUACCAACCCUUGCCAGAACUCGGGCCCCUGAGGCUAUGCGCGACACUCCCCCAACAACUUGUGCUGUGGGUGUGCUUGCCAUUGGUCGUUCGACCUGCCUCUGCUUGGACACAGGGGAAGUCAAGGUGUUGACUCCAGGUACCAGACCUGUGGCCAUGGUCGUGCUCGUCUGCUUCAUUGCCCGAGCUGCUGGAAACAACUGCGAAGACGGCCGGUUAUUAAAUUCGUGAUUUGCCAUUUUUACCCUCCCGAGUUCCCCCUACAAAUUCCUAUUUCUUGCUCUAUAGUUACGCAGUUACUCACAAAUACUCAUUUCUUUUGCAGAGCGGAGCUUGGUGCAGUAUUUCAAAUGUCGCAUUUUCUGAAGAUGUCUGCAGCCCAGGUUUCCUCUAAACAUACAGCUGGUACCCGACACGCGCUACGUUGAAACCCGUACCCGUGCGUACUCCGCUCUCCGGGUACCAGUACAGUACGAUCGCGAAGAGCCGUUCAACGGCAGAGGGCGGUAUGCUUAUUUAGUGGAACCAGUUCUUUAUGUCUAUGCAUACCAUAGCCAUAUAAUAAAACCAUGUUUAGUUUCUGGAGCCAAAUUGAAAAGCCAGGUAAUACUACCCCAAAAUCAAAACAUUGCAACGUCAAAGGGAUCAAUUAACCAUCUAGCUUUAUUUUCAUUGCAGUUUGGUGUUGCUUUUUUCCCCCUGAAAAACGAGGUUAAACACAAAUGAUCCUUCACGGUGCAUUUAUUAGUGUCGCGUCUUAUACUAGUAUACCGCCCUCUAGCUAGCCCUGUCGGCCCAUGUGCUUAUUUAAACCUCACUUUAACCUCCCCUAACUCUUCCCAUCCGAGGGUUUUAAAUACAGUACAUACACUUGUUCUUAGAAGAAAAAGUAACAAAAUCAUCGUAAAAAUCAACAAGAAUCUUUAACUUGCGUCAAAAUUGAAUCAUUUCACUUCUCGAAAGUGAAAACGGGCGCUCUGGAAAACAAAUUAUAUUUUCUCCUGCCGUUAUGGUAAAAAUCUCCGGACAUGCUCAUAGCGGGAAUAGGCGGGGGUCGUGAGCGGUCCUGCACUGCAGGGUUUCAAUUGGUGAAACCUGUCGACCUCGUCACGCGACCGCUGCAGGUUGCUUAUUUUGCAAGAGGCACGCGUCUAUUUUGUCACUAAUACACGCACGCGGUAACCUCGUCAACUUUUUCCCCGAGUCAACUGAUUAUUUGUUCUUUCCCGCCAGAAGUUGGGAAACAGAAUCAUCCCAGUUUUAUACGGGAGGGAUGGGGUACGUCCUGGGUACGUGUGACCAUUGUAAUAUCAUUUUAUGUAAAGGUAGUGGUUAGUUUUUGGUGCUUUUGUUUUAAAGUUCGCCUACCCGCGAGUUCUUUUCGAAAGCCGUGACCAGUGCAGUUCUGGACAGACCAUGUCUCUCUAUUUUGGGGUCCGGUUGCAGUUGGGAGGGGAGGGGGGGGGGGGGGUAAUAAGUAAAAUGAAAAAAAGUGUAGCUCUAUUUAAAAAUUCUUCCAACCUCCAACCCCCGGGCCACACCUUUAAUUCACCAACCCAUGGCCCCGCCCACCUGAAAAUAGUUGAAUUUCUUUUUAUUGUAUACUCAUUUUUUCCCCCAACUUAUCUUUUGUUUUGUUCAAGGCUAUUAUUUUGGCUGAUACUGUUUCAGAUAUAUGAACCCCAUAUAUUCCUAAUUCCCCAUUCCAUCAUUUUAGCAACUGUAAAAAAAAAUCAACUGUGGAACGACUGUGAGAACUCUACCCUGACCAAGCAAUAUAAUGUCAGCAAGGUCAUGGGCAAUUAUGCGAGGAAUGCAGCCCAGCUCGGUUAUAACAACAAUCACCCAGUGGGUAAACGAUUGUUCUGGACGCAAGUUCUAUCCAAAAUUAAACAGCAUGACUGACAUGACAAAUUGUGAUUUGCCAUACUUCCAUCUGCUAUGCUUGUUUAUGGAGUGGGCGAUUCAACGUAAAACCAAACUUUGUGUAAAGUCCCAGGUUUUUCCGACCGUGAUCUUAGGAGUUUGGGACGCUCACCAAGCUGGUGCAGGGGGAUACACAAGGCGGGAGGAAGACCUCUCAAUUGAAAAAAAAAAAACCCACAUCGUUGUGAUCAUAGAAUGUUAAUCAUAGAAUGUAUUUCGAAAGAUGAGUUUAAUAUUUUAUUUACUUUAUUUCUGGUCACGACACCAAGGAUUCCUCGACAGUGCCCUAGGUACUGUAGCUCGAAAGCCUCAAGAAACCUGUAUAGAGACAAUGAGAAGAAAUUACAGUUUUAGAGGUAAGCGGAAGAGUCCAGAAGAAUAUUCUGAGGAAAACCCGGUACAGGUAGGGAUCCACCUAUUGGCCAGGGCGGGUGGGAUUCGAACCCGGGUGACAGCGGUGGAAGGCGAGGAAAGUACCGCUACGCCAAACCUGACUCCUGUCAAUUCGUAUGACUUCCUUGUUGGGAUGCAAGCCUUGAAUAAACCAAUUAGGUUUGCGAGGAAGGGCAGAUGUCAUCAUCCAAACUCGUCAAACUAUCGAUAUAAAUAUUAUGACGAAAUUGACAACUCAGCAUAGAACAAUAUAUGCCAGUUGCAUUUUAAAAUGUAACCACAAUCAUCCUUACUAUAUAUAUUGUUUUCAAUUAUCUAGUAAACUGGUACCGGUACUUCCUUAGAUUUUACAUGUAUUUUCAAAACGCGAUACACGCCAUUUUUUUUACUUUGUACUUGUAGAGUCCGCUCUCCUCCGGCUGGCCAAAGUUAAUUUCGAUGACUGUUAUGUAACGGUAGUUAAAUAUAAUUUAAGAAUACAAUAAAGCGAAAAUUAACAUCAGAAAAAGUUGUAAUAUUUUUUUUUAUUCAUUAAAUUGUUUAUAACCGUG
Patiria miniata (bat star) is the source of this 7713-nucleotide messenger RNA. RefSeq names its product neurogenic locus Notch protein-like. The coding region runs from base 241 to 4875 and encodes 1544 amino acids. Gene Ontology annotation, cellular component: plasma membrane; protein-containing complex. The transcript is spliced from 23 exons. Gene Ontology annotation, biological process: establishment or maintenance of epithelial cell apical/basal polarity; Notch signaling pathway; heterophilic cell-cell adhesion. NCBI's taxonomy places the organism in Eukaryota, Metazoa, Echinodermata, Asteroidea, Valvatida, Asterinidae. Gene Ontology annotation, molecular function: calcium ion binding; Notch binding. The record is from RefSeq and is a predicted model, not a curated record.